AUGGUCAUAUGCGUCGUACACCUCGUCGAGGCCACGCUGGGCCUGUACGGCGAAACGGGAGCAUUCGUUAUCGGCUGUCCAUAUACGUUUCCUGGUCAAGCUGUCUACUGUCAUCUUCGCGACUACAGUGCGAUGAGUGAAAAAUACCCGGGAUAUGGUUGGGUGUACAUC
Mesorhabditis spiculigera is the source of this 171-nucleotide messenger RNA. NCBI's taxonomy places the organism in Eukaryota, Metazoa, Nematoda, Chromadorea, Rhabditida, Rhabditidae. The record is from the annotation of a GenBank genome assembly.